AGAGUUCUUAAGGAGAGAUCGCUAAAGAACUCAGAAACGGACUUUGUCGGAAAACAUUUCGCUUCUAAUCCUUGCCGUCUUCUUCAUUAUGGGUGAAUUGCUUCGGGUUCUGGCUGCAGUGGUCUUCUGCUUACACAGUACAAACGCUGAGAUUCAAUUGACCCGGGAGCCGACUUCCAUCUCGACGUCUCCGGGGAGAACCGUCAAGGCCACCUGUACCCUAUCAGGAGAUACUAUGGACAGGUAUUACACGGGCUGGUACUGGCAAAAACCUGGCAGCGCCCCCGUCCUUGUGUGGUAUGAAACCUCCAGAGCCUCUGGAAUUCCAGAUCGAUUCACGGGUACCGUGGACGAACCGAGUAACAAGAUGCAUUUGACCAUCAGUAACGUGCAAGCUGAGGACGCCGCGGAUUAUUACUGUGCUGUGGGACGCUCUGGUAUAUACACAUUCGCCAAAGGAAUCAAACUGAAUCUGGGCAGUCCACGGCCUCCCGUCGUGUCCGUCCUCCGACCUCCAGCGGAAGAAAUCACAGCAAAGGGCACCGCCACCCUGGUCUGCUUGGUGAGCGGGUUUAACCCGGGUGCUGUGGACAUUGAGUGGACCGUUGACGGCAGUGCGAGAAGUAAUGGCGUUGAGACAAGCCAUGUUCAGCAGGACACGGACAACACGUUCAGUGCGAGCAGUUACCUAACUCUGCCAGCCUCAGUCUGGAGCUCACAUGAGCUUUACUCCUGUGUGGUUAAACACGAGACUCAGGCUAACCCCAUUAAGACAAACAUCGCGAGAUCCGGUUGUAUGUAAUUCGAGCCGUUGUCCUGUUUCUCCAACGAAGUCGUAUUCAGAUACUACAUGUCUGAUUGAUGAAUUUUCAAAUAUAGUAGUUGGGCAUUAUAUCAGCGUGAAUCGACUGGCAGUUUCUUACAUUGGAUUCAUGAUAAACUGAUCAAAGCGUCCGUGCAACUUUACAAAUAAAACGUAAAAUAAUAAAA
Messenger RNA from Pristis pectinata (smalltooth sawfish), 990 nucleotides. RefSeq names its product immunoglobulin lambda-1 light chain-like. NCBI's taxonomy places the organism in Eukaryota, Metazoa, Chordata, Chondrichthyes, Rhinopristiformes, Pristidae. The record is from RefSeq and is a predicted model, not a curated record. The transcript has 3 exons. The coding region runs from base 89 to 802 and encodes 237 amino acids.